Molecule: messenger RNA, 4418 nt
Organism: Meloidogyne enterolobii
Lineage: Eukaryota; Metazoa; Nematoda; Chromadorea; Rhabditida; Meloidogynidae
Source: the annotation of a GenBank genome assembly
UUUCUCCUUUGCUUCAAAUUUUUUUUCUAUUUUUUCCUUCCUAAAUUUACCUUUAUUUAUAGGAUUAUUUAAAGGAUUAUUUUGUUUUUGCUUCAACUUUAAUUAUAAUAAUAUGUAUUUCUUAUUAAACUUGUUUCAAGUUUAUUUUAAACUUGUUUCAUUUAAGUUUGUAUUUGCUUCAAGUUUAAUCUUUCUCUCUUAUUUAAAACUUGUUUCAACAAAACAAUUGCAACAACAAGUACACAAAUUAAUUGACGAAGUUGAGCAGCAUAGACAACAACUUGAGGAAGAAGUUGAACAACAAAUAAUGGAUUCCUCGGACAAGCCCCAAUCUUCCAAUAUUUCAAACAUUCAACUCCCCCCACUCUCCGAUUCAAGCUACGAAAAUGCUUUUGAAACACCAGCACAUUUUGCUUCUGAAAAUUUUGCUAGCGCCCACCAGAAUAAUCAAGCAAGUAAUGCACCUAUCAGAACUGUGCCAACUUCUCAAAUGAGCGAAGAAAUUGUGGAAUCUAGAGAAGAAGCUCAUUGGAGCACAAAAAUGGAAUUUGCUUCAGAAUCGAAUAAAGCAACAAUUAAAGAAGCUGGAAAUCCUUUUACACUAGAAGAAACUCAAGCUUCUCAAUCACAUUAUAUAACUGAUUCCUCCCAUUUAUUUUAUAGUAAUGGAACAGGACAACAAGAAUAUCAACAACAAAGUUAUACGGAGGGGGGCUACUACUAUGGAAAUGAGACGGCUAAUACUCCAGCUAGUAUGUUUGCUUCAACAGCAGAAGGGUAUGCUUCAAAUUACCAGGACUAUUCUUAUGCUCCUUCAACUUAUGAAACACCCGGCUAUUAUUCUACAGACUAUGGAGCUAAUAAUCCUUAUGGAGCAGUUCCCCCAGCAUCAUCAGAUAUUUACCAAUACAAUUAUAAUUAUGAUGGCCAAUAUGCUGCUGUAUCAGAUCAACCAAUAGAACAGCAAAUACCUGUAGCAGUACCAUAUUCUGGUCUAAAUCCUUUUAGUGAGGAUGGGAAUGCUUUGCCCUACAAAUCCGAUCUUCCACCUCAAACAAAUGAAACGCCGGUUGAUGUUUCAGUGUAUGGGUCACCUCCUCGUGCUCCUCCUCUCCCGCCUCCCCCUGUUAUUGCUGCAGGACUUGGACUUCCAGGAUUGGCUCAAAAGACAAGAACACAUGAUCCAUUCUCUUGGGAAGCACAAGAAAGUGAAAUUGAGCAGCAUGGAGGGGCCCCUUUGCCUCCAAGGACCUCUGAAGACACCGUGCAACAAAAAGAAGAUGAAACAUCGAAAAGGACAGAGCCUCCAGCACGUCCCAAAAUUCCCCCACCAAGUCGACCACCUGCUCCAACUACAACAAAAAUUUCAGAUAACCCUCCUAGCAACAGUUCACCUUCUGUAGUAAAGAGAGAACCUGAAAAUAAUGAAGAAGAAACAGAAAUUAAAGAAGGAAAACAAGAGGAUGAAGAAGAUCCGUGGGCACGCUUCAAUAAGAUGACUGAGAUGGUUAAUAAGGCUGUCAAGAAUACCGGUGAAAGGCUUGGUCAACUAGGCGAACAAUCAGCAGCCUCCCAACUGCAAGACGACCAGCAAGUGCAAAGCUAUUUGUCAACUGUAGGCGGGACUACCAUGCAACUGACCGCUUUACAACGGCAACAGAUUUUAGAGCAAGAAGCACACCACAAAAAAUUGAAAGCUGAAAAACGACAAAAGAAGCUAGAAAAACUAGAAAAAGGAUUUGGUUCAAAAAUUGGAGGGGUUUUAGCUGCUGGAAUUAAUGCUGGGAAGGAAGUUGCAUCUGUUGCUAAAGGAAAGGAGAAGAAACGAAAGGAAAAGAAAAUUGAAGAAAAAUACGAUCCUAAAAUGGAAGAGGAUAUGGAGAAGGCUGCUACUGAGUUAGCUAAGAAGAUUGCUGCUCAGCACGGAUUUAAGUUGGGGAAUGAGGAAGAGGAAAAUGGAAGCAAGGUGAAGGAGGAAGAUGAAGAAAGCGAUGAAAGCGAGGUUGAGCAACAUGAAGCUGAAAAAGUUGAAGCAGAAACAAAUCCGGAAGCAGAAGCAAAUUCAGAAGCAGAAGCAAAACUAGAAGCAGAAGCACCUCCAUCAAAAAAUUGGGCGGCCGCUUUUGAAAGUGCUUCAUUGCUUCCUCCUUCUGAAUCUGAUGUACACUUGGCAGAAGUAUUAACCUCGGGAAUAACAGAUCCUUUCGAUACAAGUCGGGCCAAAAAUUUGGCUUUGGGAGGUGGUGGAGGUGAAAGGGAGGUGGAUCCGUUUGCUCCACUUUCUCGGCAAGAUAGACAAAAGAGUGUUAUUGACGAUCCUUUUGAUGUCCGUCCAAUAGAGGAACUCAUUGCCGAAGCACGCCAACAAGCAGAAAUGGAAAGGGCUAGGAGAGAAGCUGCUGCAGAAGCUGGGGAGUAUAUAGAAGAAAAUGAGGGAGGUAUUAGAAGACCUACUUCGUCUAGACUUUCAACUCCAACUCAAGAAGGUGGUAGUCCGGUAACGCCGUCAAUGGUGCGUCCUGUUGGAUUUGAAGACGAUUUUAAGAAUAUGGCCAUCGAUGAACAAACUCCUCUAUAUGACGAAGAUGAUUCUCAACCUCUUUCUGAAUUUCCUCCGCGUUUUACUGGUGAUGGCUGGGAGCUUCUUCUAAGAUAUCCACCCAAAAAGAAGCUGAUGGCUGAUCGUUAUUGGAAACCAAUUUUUGUUCGACUUAAUGGGAAUAUGCUUUCUUUGUAUGCAAAUGCGCAAGAGACUAGGCCAUCUCAGGAAAUUUUAUUACAGGCCAACUAUUCAUUAUCUGACCCAACAUUACAAGCUUAUGAUAUUUACGGCAAAAUACAUACAGUCAAGCUACAACAUAUUCUCUACAGAGAACGUGUGGGUAUACGUCCAGGCCAAAUUUCCCGGCUUGUUGAAGGACACAUAACAAAGUAUGGACUUCCACUUGAACAUGCAGCACAAUGCAAUGUUAUAGCAAAGUUUGGGUCGUUGGAUGCUUCUACAGUUUUGAGUUUUACGAGAGCUGUGGAGGAUGCUUUAUUUGUAUGUCCUAGCAAAAGAGAGUUUACUGCAGCAAAUGCACCUUUAUAUAGACAGGAUGAGGUUCAGAUCCAUUGUUAUGACGAAUACGAAGCAAGGAUUGACCGUGAAGGUUUUGUUCAUGAUCAAAAAGCACGUGUUCGCCUUUUCUGCCUUGCUUUUCUUACUGGUACAACGCCCACAUUAGAGAUUGGAUUAAACGAUCGUCGACGUGAAGGGAAAGAAAUUGUUAGAAGAAAAGACAUUUUGCCCAUGUACACCGAAAGAUGGAUACGUUUUGAAGCUCCAGAGUUCCACAGUACUGUAGAGAAGUCUGUCUGGGAAGAAGACCAAGUAGUUAGACUCGUCCCUCCGGAUGGCUGCUUCUUCGAAUUAAUGCGCUUUAGAGUCAGACCUCCAAAGAACCGAGAAAAACCUCUCAGUGUAAAAUGCAUAAUGCGUCUGUCUGGGAAGCAAGUAGAAAUUCGAAUAGAAACUGCAGCAGCCCUACAUCAACAAUGUGCUAAAGGAACAGUAGAAUCUACUAGAUCAAUCCCUUGUGAAAAUAUUUGCAUCCGUUUCCCGAUACCGGAAGCUUGGAUUUAUAUUUUCCGUGAAGAGAGACAUUGGGGUGUCGGUUCAGUUCACUCAAAGAUGAGAAAACCUGGAAAAGUUAAAAACUUGAAGGAUAAAUUAAUGGGAACUGUGCAGCAAAAUGAGCCUUGUUUAAUUGAGGUUGGAACAGGUGAAGCAAAAUAUGAGCAUUUAUUUCGUUCACUAGUUUGGAGAAUCUCUCGAUUACCUGAUAAACAAAGUGCUGCAUACAAAAGUUAUAUGCUCAAAUGUCGUUUCACUCUCACUUCAUUCGAUUUAAUGCCAGAAACUUUUAUGCCACAAAGCGAGUUGGAGUUUACUAUGCCUCUAGCGAUUGUUAGCAAUACAGUGGCUCGUUCUGUAGGUGUUGAGCAACACGAAGACAGUGAUAGAGUAGAAAAAUUUGUUCGGUAUUUGGCAAAAUUCCAUUACAGAAUUGACAAUGACUAUAUUCAAUGCCCAGACUUGGAUGUGGAGGAUGUUGUAGUUGAACAACCCCAGCAAUCAACUGAUGAUAAAAAUGAGGAAGACGAAGCUGUAGUAAAUGAACCUUAUGGAGGUUAUCGAAUUGAAUUGCCCGACGAUAAUAUCCACCAGCAACAACAAAUUCCGUCCACUACCCCACAGGAUUGGAACCAACAAGAAUCUGAAAAUACAAAAAGAAACACAAAUCUUUCAAAAAGUAGUAGUAGUGGAAGUAGUGAUAGUGGACGUAAAGCCUUCCCGGUUAUUCAAAUUGAUAUGAAAGGAUAUGGAUAUUAAAUAAAUAUAUUUUUUAUAUUUGUAAUAAGGUUGAUGGAAUUGG